Molecule: messenger RNA, 1341 nt
Organism: Ceutorhynchus assimilis (cabbage seed weevil)
Lineage: Eukaryota; Metazoa; Arthropoda; Insecta; Coleoptera; Curculionidae
Source: the annotation of a GenBank genome assembly
AUGUCCCUGAAAAAGUCUACAAAAAAUGCCGAAGUUCAAGAAAUUUCAUCAAAAUCGACCACCUUGAAGGCACUUUUGUUGGUUACGAUAGCCGCCCUUCUCAGGUACGCAAUUAUGACCUCCAAAUAUCAAUCUAUAAUCGCUAAUCAUGUAGAAGUGUCUACACCUUUAAGUUCCUGGAAAAGAGUUUCGGAGGGCUCCUUUUUAUUUUCAAAAAACAUUAACCCCUACGAUGGAGAUUUGUUGCACGAAACACCGUUGGCAAUUAAAUUCUACAAAGUUAUGUUACAUUACGUGUUUAGAAAUGUGCAUUUGAUGUUUAUUGUGUUUGAUCUUGGGACUGGGAUGCUUUUAUACUUGGCGGUGAAGAAAUACGCCUUCGAGUUCCAGCAGCAUCACAAGGAUAGAAAAAAAUUCCCUGAGGAUGUGCAAAAAUAUUUGCCAUCCCAGGAUUUUGCUCAAAAAGUUAGCAUUUAUGUUCUAAUGGGAUUCCUGUUUAAUCCAUACAGUUUGCUGGGUUGCAUUGGACAUUCAACAAUGGGAAUUCACAAUUUUUUCUUAUCACUGUUCAUUUUUGGAAUGAUUUAUGGUAGUGUUGUUGUAAGUAGCUUUGCAUUAGCUGUAUGUGCUACAGUCUCAUUUUAUCCUGUGAUUUUAAUACUGCCGCUAAGUAUUUACUUUGUGAAGGAGUAUAAAAGUAAUACUAAAGCAGUACUAGCAAUAGUAAAUUUUGUAACAUUUUUAGUACUAAUAACAAUUUACAAUAGUAAUUUUGGCAAAGAUUUUAGCUUUGUUAAAAACGUUUAUGGCUGUAUUUUAAGUGUACCUGAUUUGCAACCAAAUAUAGGAUUGUUUUGGUAUUUCUUUACUGAAAUGUUUGACCAUUUCAGAGAGUUAUUUAUUUAUUCUUUCCAAAUUAACACAACAAUCCUAUAUUUGGUACCAUUAUCCAUAAGAUUUAGAAAUACACCAUUUGUAUUAACAGUCGCUUUACUAUUUUUAAUUUCCAUAUUCAAAUCUUAUCCGUGUUUAAGCGAUUUAGGUUUUGUUUUGAGCCUGUUGCCGAACUUCGUGCAUUUAUUCCCAGAUUGUCAGCAAGGUUUUGUAGUGGGAGUCAUUCUAGUAAUAUCGUCUAGUUUGGCACCAGUUUUAUGGCAUUUAUGGAUUUACAGUGCCUCGGCGAACGCUAAUUUCUAUUUUGGUGUUACGUUGGCUUAUGCCAUUGCGCAAAUCUUUUUGGUGACUGAUAUUUUGUUUGCCCAAACCAAAUGGGAGUAUUCGCUUAAGCACGGAAAAGAUACCAAAAUUGACGGGGAGGAUGGAGUGUUAAGUUUGGAGUGA